Messenger RNA from Scophthalmus maximus (turbot), 1976 nucleotides. RefSeq names its product START domain containing 14 (gene stard14). The record is from RefSeq and is a predicted model, not a curated record. The transcript has 6 exons. NCBI's taxonomy places the organism in Eukaryota, Metazoa, Chordata, Actinopteri, Pleuronectiformes, Scophthalmidae. The coding region runs from base 208 to 1011 and encodes 267 amino acids. Gene Ontology annotation, molecular function: lipid binding.
AGCAGGCGAGGCGCCUCGUUCCGAAGGCAUGGCUCAGGAAUUCAGCGCAAAGAAUACCUGCUCGACCUGAUCGACGACCGGCUCCGCGUACAUCGUAUAUGCUGGCGUCGGCCGCCAAAGGCUCACAUCUCUCACCGGAGCGCAGCAGGUCGUCGUCCGUCGCACACUCUUUUUAUUAUUAAAAGAAGAAAAGAUUUUUUUUUUUUGAUGAUGUCUCGGCCGAGCAUUUUACCCGACGAGGCGGUCUUCGCCGACUUCAGGAAACAGUGUUUGUCUGUGGACAACUGGCAGAAGAAGUACGACAACAACGACAUGCAAGUGUGGGUCGAACACCUGCAGGCGAAGAAAGGGAAGCAGGCGCCCAAGGUCCACAAGAUCAAGUGUAAAAUGAUAAUCAAAGACGUAUCAGCUGCUGCCAUGUACGACGUCAUCCACGAUGGCCAGUACCGUAAGAAGUGGGACCCCGCCAUGAAGGAGAGCUUCGACAUCGCCCGGCUCUCUGCUAACGCUGAUGUGGGCUACUAUGCAUGGUAUUGUCCAAGUCCAAUAACGAACAGAGAUGUGGUGACAUUGCGUUCAUGGCAGGUGAAGGAUGAUGAGUACACAAUCGUUAAUUUCUCUGUCAAACACCAGAAAUACCCUCCUCGCACUGACCUCGUCAGGGCCCUUUCCAUCCUCACUGGCUAUUUCAUCAAGCCCACAGGACCAAAUAGCUGUAUCUUCAUAUACCUUUCACAAGCUGACCCCAAAGGUUCUUUUCCAAAGUGGGUGGUAAACAAAGCAUCUCAAAGUCUCGCUCCCCGGGUCAUGAAGUGUGUACACAAGGCGGGACAGAACUACCCAGAGUGGAAGCGGCAGAACUCUCCUGACCAGAAGCCCUGGUUGUACCCGGAGCAGAACGCCCUGCCCAUGAUGGACCCCGCCGAGCUGUCGAUACAGAGGGCAGACUCGCUAGAAAACGUGGACGAGAGUUCCAAGUUGGACGCUCAUGACAGCGAGGACAGUAGUUAAAAUGGCAUCAAAGUGAAGGGAGGACGGUUUGCCAAAGAAGGAGAGACAGGAGGAUGGACUGUGUAUCCUCACAAACGCAAUAAGACUUGAGACCUCCGACUCUGUGAUAUCGCACCUAAUCCUCCCAAUUUUUCCAAAUCAGAGUCUUUUGGGAUGAGCAAGAGUAUGAAGUGUUUACAGCCGUCUGAACAGAUGGAAGUGAGGACUGAUCAAGUUGCCAUUACCUCAGUCGAUGUUGAGCUAAGCUAAAUCUCUCCUCACUGUUCGCCAUGGUGUUAUGCCUUUUACAUUGGGUUUUGGAUGUUGGCCUAGCCGCAACAUUAUAUUUACAAUGGCUCCACUGUCUCCGCUAACCUUGUUUAACUGCAGCUAUAACGUAAGAUACACAUGAACACAUUUUUUUUUUAAAUGAGAGAUUAAACGUCGUUGUCCACUGGUGACCCUUUAUUAAGGGGCCGGGUGGUGGAAGUAGAGUUAAAUUAGAUUAUAUAUAAAUAACAAACGCCACGAUUGCUCUUUAAGACAUUAGACAAACUAUUUAAGCUUAAGGUCGUUUUAAAAAAAUAUUAGAUGUCAUAAAAAUGAUUGGAUCCUGAACUUGACACACCUGAAAUAACCAAUUUUAUUUUGUCAAAUCUUGUCAAUUUGGUUACAGACCUUUUUUUGCAUAACCCCAAAAAAAACCCACUUACUCUCUCAACCUUUGCUACUAAUUUUGUUUCUUAAAUGUGAAUUUUAAUGCCACUUAUUGUAAUUUUAUUUGGCCAGUAUAAUGGGUAAAACUUGAGGGCUGUUUGAAGGUUCACUGUGAUGUUUUACAAUCAAAGUGUAUUUAUUGUAAUUCUUAAAUAAGUUGUAGACUUGCAUUGACAUUCUAAGAACAGAUCAGUUGUUGGAUCUGUGAGAAUGAAAAUCAAGUGAGGUUGUAUAAACAUGUAAAAUAUAAAUAGCCAGUUUGCAUUUUA